GCUGAAUAACAAUAAGCUUCUUAUGGUGCAAGAACAUAUUCUUCUGCAUCUGCUAUACGGCAUUUUGUUUCAUCGGUAACGUGCCUUCGUCCCGAAUCACAACAAUACAAGAAGAAGAAGAGGGUGUGCCGAUACUAGUACCGACAGCAGAUACAACAACGACGUAAUAAUGACAGUGGUCCCGCCGACCAUGGCGUCCUCAUCUGCGGGGAUAGAGGCAACAGAUUCUGGCCUUUCGACGUCAACAUCGGUGGCAGAGGAGGAACUUCUGAAGGAUAGCCUGACAUUUUCCGGGGACAAGAAUGGCAAUGCUAAUGCAGCUGCUGACAGCUGCGAAGACGGGAAGCAAGGCCAAGAAGGUGCUGAUGAAGAACUACAGGUAGAAGUACCAGUACGCCAAGAAGGUCACAGCUCCGAAAAUAAACUGGAACAUCAAGCACCAGUCAACAUAGCCGCAGAGGUUGCUGUACUGAACACACCUCCAACAGCACCCGUACAUGAUUCACCGGGCGGGGAAGUCGUCGAAGAAGAACGUGUCCAAACAGCACCCGCGUCAUCCCUUUCAGAUGUAGAAAAUGUCGAAGCUGGUGCGAGCAAACCGAAAACCGCUGCACCUGAUGUACCAUUAACAAAAGGAAGUUCGAAGUCGCAGCUGCCGGACUGGCUCCUGGCCGCGCAGUCGGGCCUGCAGAAAUUCCAGCGGACUAGUGCGACCACCGGUAAUCGGCUGGAGUCAUUGAACCGCGAUCUGGAAAGGUUCACGCAAAAGGUUGAGACAGAAGUGGGGGAUGGAAAUAUUAACUCCAGCAGCAGUGUACUAGACAAUACAACACGGCAGGUGGGUGGACCCAAAACGGCGCAGAACAAGCUUUCGAAAAACAACGCCGGCGUCAUUCUUGAGGCCGGCAUUGAAGAUGAUCCGUUCAUUCCGUUGGAGAUUUGGCACUUGUGCUUCCAGUUUCUCUCGGGGGCAGACAUCGUGCGGACGUGCUCGUUAGUGUGUAAAGAGUGGCACCAGGCGAUUUUUGGGCAACAAGAGGAAGAACGUGAAGACCACAAACUCGCUGGUGCUUGUGGAGCGGUCCCCGCGACGGGCCAGCAUCAAAGUUGUGCAGGAGGAAGCGCGGGAUCGGGAAUGAAUUCCUACUCCAAUAGUACAACUUUCGCGUCCCAGCUUGCCGUGGGCGAGUUUUGGCGCGAGUUGUUUCUGCGCGAUCACUUCGAGCGGUUGAUGAGUUCGUGUGGUGGGAGCGACGCCCUCGAGGAGUUUACUUUUCCGAAGCAAAACGUCUUUCCUCCCUGUGCCGUCCUGCAAGAGGAGAUGACGCAGAGCAAGCAACACGUUCGCCACAUGAGACAGUACCAACACUUUCACCUUCACCCAGAGCACAUCGCGUUGUUUGCACCACCCGUUCUUUCGAUGAUGGCGCAAAAUGGAGUUGGGCCUGGUACGUCCUCUAGUGGUGGCUCUGGUGCAGCAGGAGCAGUUCUCUCCGCGCCAUCGUCGCUGCAGCAGUCGCAGAGGACCCACAUAAUUUCACUGAAAAAGAACCCCUACCAGCGGCACUUCCCAACUAACACACGCAGGGAAGCCGCGUUUUUACUCGCGAACAACGGCGCAACACACGGUCUACUUCCCUCUCGAGGUUCUCGUGGCGAGUAUUCUGACAUUGACCAGGAUGACACGGAAUUCCGGCGGAUCAACGUCUAUUUGAGCCUGUACAGGUCCUGGAGGGUGUACUACAAAACCCUGUUUUGGUAUCACCACAACAAGCACCAUGCUGCCAAUGCGAACAACAAGAAGAUGACGCAGUGGUCGCAGGAUAAGCAGUUUAAUCCAGCACCGAAAAAGAAUGCAGUAAGUCUGUCGCUCGCUCUGGAAGAUGUGACGCGCAGUCUUGUCUGGUGUGCGGACUUUCUGCGCACCACGGACGCGUGUCUGAUGGACCACAAUCUUACCGUUGAACGCAGGAGACACCAGCUUCUGAUUCAUGCGAAGAUGGCUGCGCAAGAACAGGGGCAGCAUGAUGUGGAAAAUCACGCAACAGCGAUAUCUGCACCUCCCGGACCAACGACUUGCUCGACAGGCAAUCAUGAAGGUGCAGUUGCAGUACAACUAGUUGGUGUUGCCCUUCAAGCACCUCCUCCCACGCCCGUGUUUCUCCCGGCAGCGCGAACUGCAACGCAAGCGACCUCGAAUUAUAAUGUAGUUGCAGGUGGUACAACGGCGCAAAAAAGUACGAUAGCUUCGACUUGUUACAGUUACUGGGAUGAAGACCAUGAGAAAACCUCCGGCCCAGCCGCCCGCGCCACCUCCGACGACGACGACUGGCUCUUGUGCACUUCCUGGGCGAAAUAUGUAAGAAAAACACUGUGUAAGUGUAACUCUGUAAUGCAGAACAUGCAAUAGAGUUACGCCUGUCAUGCCAGACAGCCAUGAAGUCCUCUUUCCCUGUGUGUUUUCCCUUACAAUCCACGCAUGACAAUGUAGGGCAAAUUUGUGAUGCUGUCAACCAAAGAAAGUUACACUAACACAGUUUUUUUCUUGGAUACGAAAGCCGACUUUUCCCUGUUCGCCGCCGUGGCAGCUGCGGCUUCGGAAGGAGACCGAGCAGAAAAGGAGCCAGGAACUAAUCAUGUGCAGCAUUCGUCAAUCAACUACCCCCUGCAGCAGGAGGAAGAUGUUGCUGACCUAGUACAAAGCCGACCGGGCGGCCGGCGUGGUGUGCACCUCGUGCGCCAGCUGUGUAGUCAACUCUCUAUUUCCGCUGCUUUUCUAUUUGAUGACUUGCAGGGGGCGCUGAGGAGGACCCAUGCGCUUGGGCCAUGCGACGGCCUUCUGGACGUGGAAACAAGUGCGGCAUGUGGUCCUGAUGAACUUGUUGAGCCAGUAGAAGAACGUAGCAAUGAUGAACAGGCCAAGCACGGAAAUUCUGAACACUCGCCAAGAUGCCAAACCUUCCUCCAGUCUCUUCUCGCGCUGUUGCGCGACAUGAUGUUGCCGUCUGCGUUUAACCAAUUCGUACCCAGACUCUGCGCCCAGCAGCUCGUCUGCAACACGUCCGAGCAAGCGUACCUACUCGCAGUCACGGACGUCAUUGCUGUGUUGCACUUUCGCGCCCGCCGCGGUGGGGGAGAAGGUGGUGCACCCGCUGGCGAACAAAUCUGCAACGAUGGCUCCACCGUGGUGAACAACUACGACAACAUGAUCGGCACAACUGCAAUAACUGGUCCUCGUGGUCGUGAGGAUCACCCAGCGCGCCAAGGUCGUGCUCCCGCAAGGAAUUCAUCUUCCUGUACAAAAUUUCUCCUCCCUUCUUACAAAUGGUCCCUGCGGGCCAGUUCGCCACAGAGCUUUGAUUCCUUCCAAAUGGAAAGAUGGAGAAACGUGGCUGCGACAGCGCUUCUCAUGGGGUUCCCGAAGGACCCGUCCCUGCAGUUUCUGAUUCGCGUGAAAGGCAAAAAUGAGGAGGAUGAUAGCCAACACAUCAACGUGGAGGCCGACGAGCAGCUGUUGCCUUUUCUCGCGGCCCGAAUUUUCACGACCCGACUCCCGGACAUCGAGGCCUUAUGUAUGGCCCACAUGAUGAUGAUGCCCACCUUCAAUCCCCAUCCUGUCGCGACGAGAGAAGAGCACGAGGAACAAGAAAGAGAAACCGCAAAAGCCGAGUACCUGAAGCAUCAGCACUUGGAGUUUGUCAAGGCGGCUUACCGUUUUUCGGGGAUAGUUCCUCGAAGUAAAAACCGGUCUUUCCUGCUUUGUGGUCCUCCAACAGCUACUACUUCUAAAAAUGCGUCGACAUCUACUUCACAAAGUUGCCGCGGUGCCACCACUUCUUCGCGAGAACAGCACACCACGACCCUCGCUUCCGCCAGCCGCCACGACGCGAAACUGUUUCCCAACCACUUUUAUGCAUCGCGAAACUUUAUCGGUAUCGUACUAGUAGGAUGGAUUGCAUAUACCAAUUUUGGCAAGAACGAAAGCGGAAUUUGUAAUGCGGGCUCAGGGUGGCAAAGAUAUCAACAUACAUGACUGCAAUUUAUACGAGAGCUGCGAUGCUUUUGCACAGGAUGAGUUUCUAUUCGGCACGAGGUUUUACUCCGACGGCACCGUCGCGGGCCACCUGGCCGCCGUCGUGCCCAAGUACCCGGCGGAAAGGUUUCGGAUGAUCGACUCGGAGCUGGGCGUAUUGUACGGCGAAUGGAGCGACAUCCAGCAGUGGAUCACGGUCUACCGGACCGCGGACAGCUUUCAAAAGUGGAUGCGGAUCGAGCUCCGAGCGGACAGCAACUUCUUGUUCGGUUUCUGGCAAUCCAACUGCUGCUGCUGCCACUUUGUGCAGAUUCCAAGGUGAUUGAUGUGCAGAGUUGUAAAUAGGACAUCUUCAAAACACGAGCUCUGUAUGAACAGGGUAACAAGGAACGUAGACGUGACCGGGGGGGUCACGUCCGUCCGUCCGGCCGGACGGACGGCACGUGACCGGGGGUGAUCCGGCCUCGGGGCGAGUUCGGCGCUGAAUGCCGCAGCAACUGUGGCCCUCGGUAGCUAGAAGCCCCCGGCCGCGUCACCGACGGCGGACCAGGCGCAAGAGUCGUGCCUUUUUCCGUGAAAGACCGAACUCAUGACCUUUUUUUUUUAGUUGGGCGCCCGAGCUAGCUGACAGCCCCCGGCCUCGUGACCGGGGGCGGAGCGUGACGAAGAGAGGCAGCGCUUCAGUGAAGUGCCGAGCUCAUGACUUUUUUUUUUUUUUUUUAGUUGCCCGGGCGCGCGGUCCGCAGUGGCCACCACCUCCUAGCGCCACGACCGACCCCCGGUCACGUGCCGUCCGUCCGGCCGGCCGGACGGACGUGACCCCCCCGGUCACGUCUAGGUUCCUUGUUACCUUGUUCUAUCUAUCUAUUAGAAAUUUCGAAGAAACUUUUGUGGAACUCCGUAUGAGUGCAUAGUGGUGAGGACGCUGAUACCUCCCCCGGCUCCGCUUUGUUACCUUGCAGUCUCGAAAACAUCUCCCAUUUAGUCCUAAAAAUCUACCGAGUAGCUGCUACGGAAGACGAGUAGGCAUGCGUUUUCAUCAAGAAUGAACAGGAAACAGCGACUACUUCACCAAGGUCGAGAUGACCAACCGGGAACGAUGAGCUCGAUUUUGUACAAGAAUUUCUCUUCGGAGGUUUUCUGCAAAAUGAAAGGCAAGAGGCAUUAUUCAGAAACAGAUUUGAUGUUUCUACUCAGGUGGAGGGACCGCUUCAUCUUUGUUCCAGCCUUCAUCCCUGAGGAGGAGAGCCAUCACGGAGGAAGCCGAAUGAUCACAUUGGUGACUGCUUAUGGGCAUCGAUUUUGAUGCACUAUUUUCAGCAUAUUGCGCUGCUACAGGCCAGGACGACCAGCCUAUACCGCUCAGACGCCGUGCGUCUUAAUCUUAAACACCUCCUUCUACAAUUUAGUAAGUAUCCUGUGGUGGACCACCAGCUGUAGAACUCUCGAGAGCAGAUGAAAAGAACACGUUGAGUGUGAGGACACGAUCUUGUUUAUGGUUGUACAAUCACGUGACCACAUGAUUUACAUUUUGAUCUCAACGUCGGCAGCUCCACAAGCAGAACGCCAACGCGUGGUGGUGUCGGGG
Amoebophrya sp. A120 is the source of this 5621-nucleotide messenger RNA. The record is from the annotation of a GenBank genome assembly. Lineage: Eukaryota; Dinophyceae; Syndiniales; Amoebophryaceae.